AUGUUGAAAUGCAUGCCAGAAGUAAUGGGCCAAUCUUCAAGUGGAAUCGACAAAAAUAGCCUUAAAGCAUCUCCAGGUUAUAUCAUUACUGUCAUUCUACGUCUAAGGCAUAAGGACAGUCUAUUACUGAAGCUUUCAACUCCACAUUAUUUACAGAGGAAUUCCAAACUGUCUUUGGGUUGGCAUUGGCUUAAGCGGACGCACUGGCGAGCUGUCGACCAGGGGUCUUGGGAGACGUCUCUUGCCCCCCCCCAGGAGGACGAAGUCCUCAUCUGUGAGGAGAGCCGGCUGCCAUUACGGACAGCCAGCCCUUCGUUUUACUUUCUGUUUUGUCUCCGUGGCCGUGCUGGAACAUUUGUCUGUGUUAUUGUGUCCUUGUUAAUCCUCAUAACUGUUUGUGUCUUGGUCAAGGCCGUAAUCUUCAAGGACAAACCAGACGGCCACCCUGACCAGGUGCCCUACAUCCUGGUCUGGCAGGACAUGAUUAAAAACCCCCCUUCUUGGCUAAAACCAUUCUUACCCCCCAAAGCAGGACCUACCAAGAUUCUAGUCCUGUGGAAAGCCGAGAAGGAGACUGAAACAAAGGCCAAAACGCCCCUUUAUCUGGUCUUGCAAGAUUCUUCUCCGGAGGACCUGAUUCAUCUGCUGCCCUACCAGGCUCCCCCUCCCCCUUCCGCCCCUCCAUUGGAAGCACCAGGGGCUGAAGGAGUGGCACCACCCCUCCCUGAUGAAGGAAUUCCUGUGCGUGGGCCAGCAGCAGGGACACGUGGACAGACCCACCAGGCAGCCCCACCCUCAAAUAUGGGGCCAGCCAAUUCCACUGCCCUUCCGCUCCACGCCAUGGGGCCAGACUCCGAUGAGUCUGGAGAACAACCAAUGUUAUAUUGGCCGUUCUCCACCAGUGAUUUAUAUAAUUGGAGAACUCAAAAUGCAAAAUUCUCCAAUAACCCUAAAGAUUUAAUUGGGCUUUUAGAUACUGUUCUCUUUACCCACCAGCCUACUUGGGAUGACUGUCAGCAGCUCUUGCAGGUUCUCUUCACCACCGAAGAGAGAGAACAAAUACAGGUGGAAGCUCGGAAGUCUGUCCAGGGAGAGGAUAGACAGCCGACUCAAAACCCAGACCUCAUAAGCGCUGCCUUCCCCUUAUCCCGCCCUACCUGGGACUACAACUCGGCUGAAGGUAAGGAGAGACUCCGGGUCUACCGCCAGACGCUAAUGGCAGGUCUCAAGGCUGCUGCGUGCAAGCCUACUAAUCUGGCCAAGGUAUAUGAUGUAAGACAAGGUAAGGAUGAGAGUCCAGCAGCCUUCUUAGUCACAGAGGCUUUUAGGCAGUACACCCCUAUGAACCCAGAAGCCCCAGAAACAAAAGCCGCAAUUAUCAUGGCUUUUGUUAAUCAGGCUGCUCCAGACAUCAAAAGGAAAUUACAAAGAGUGGAGAGGCUAGGAGAGAAGAGCCUGCAGGACUUAAUAAUAGUAGCAGAAAGAGUUUACAAUAAUAGAGAAAGCCCGGAGGAGCAACAGACUAAACUAAGAGAUGGGCAGACCCGAAAUUUGGCUAAGAUCCCACUGGCUACAACCAUGGAUGACCCACAGGAAAAAUGGAGGCACCUCAAGAAGCUGACUUCAGGGACAGGUAAGGAGGAUGGCCCUGGUCCCUGAUGGGAGCACCCUAAACUAAACAAAAACCAAUGUGCUUAUUGCAAGAAAGAAGGCCACUGGGUGAAAGACUGCCCUAACAAAAUAUCUAAGGCCCCUGCCAAGAUAUUGGAGAUGGAGGACCUGGACGACUAGGGGAGUUGGGGUUCGGUACCCCUCCCCAAGCCCAGGGUAACUCUCAGAGUGGAGGAGCAACCAGUUGAAUUUCUAGUGGACACUGUGGCACAACAUUCGGUCUUAUUACAACCCCAGGGGAAAUUGGCGAGCAAGACCUCAUGGGUUCAAGGGGCCACGGGGACCAAACAGUACUCAUGGACUACCCGAAGAACUGUGGACUUCAGCAUGGGCCGGGUAUCCCACUCCUUCAUGGUCAUCCCUGAAUGUCCCUACCCGUUGUUAGGUCGGGACUUGCUCACCAAGAUGGGGGCACAAAUUUGCUUCCACCCCAGAGGGGCAAAAAUCCUAGACAAAGAAGGCCAACCGAUUCAGGUGCUUGUCCUGAGUUUGGAAGAUGAAUAUCGUCUCCACCAGAUGCCCCCAGUCCCAAUGACUGACAUUGACUGUUGGCUACAGGAAUUUCCUCAGGCAUGGGCAGAAACUAGGGGAAUUGAGCUGGCCCAACACCGACUGGCUAUAUACAUAGAACUAAAACUGGGGGCAGACCCUGUCAGGGUCCGCCAAUACCCCAUGCCUCUCGCGGAGUGA
This is a messenger RNA of Lynx canadensis (Canada lynx), 2361 nucleotides long. RefSeq lists its product as uncharacterized. Gene Ontology annotation, biological process: virion assembly; proteolysis. Lineage: Eukaryota; Metazoa; Chordata; Mammalia; Carnivora; Felidae. Gene Ontology annotation, molecular function: zinc ion binding; aspartic-type endopeptidase activity; nucleic acid binding. The record is from RefSeq and is a predicted model, not a curated record.